Messenger RNA from Cajanus cajan (pigeon pea), 3632 nucleotides. Its product is annotated as receptor-like protein 6. NCBI's taxonomy places the organism in Eukaryota, Viridiplantae, Streptophyta, Magnoliopsida, Fabales, Fabaceae. The record is from RefSeq and is a predicted model, not a curated record. Gene Ontology annotation, molecular function: protein binding.
UCAAAAUAUCCCAUGCUAAUCCACACUUCUUCAACACAACUUCUACAACUUUGGCUACCCUUCCUUGCCAAAUUUAGAUGUCUCGAGGAUCAACAAUCGUUGCUGCUUCAACUGAAGAACAACCUCACAUUCAAUCCUGAAGAUUCCACCAAACUGAAGUUGUGGAGCCAAAGCAUUGAUUGUUGUGAUUGGAGUGGUGUAACCUGCAACAAUGAGGGACAUGUCAUUGGCCUUGACCUGAGUGGAGAAUUGAUCAGUGGUGGAUUUGAUGAUUCAAGUGUUGUUUUCAGUCUUCAACAUCUCCAGAAAUUGAAUUUGGCUGCUAAUAAUUUCAGUUCUGUCAUUCCAUCUGGAUUUAACAAGUUGGAGAAGUUGACUUAUCUGAAUUUGUCAUAUGCUGGCUUUGUGGGUCAGAUUCCCAUUGAGAUUUCUCAGCUAACAAGGUUGAUUACUCUUGAUAUCUCUUCUCUUUCCUUUUUAACUGGGCAAGAGCUGAAGCUUGAGAACCCAAAUCUACCAAAGCUUGUCCAAAAUCUUACUAGUGUUAGGCAACUCUAUCUAGAUGGUGUAAGUGUAACAGUUCCAGGACAUGAAUGGUGCAACGCUUUGUUGUUGCUGCAUGACCUGCAAGAACUUAGCAUGUCUCAUUGCAAUCUUUCAGGACCCCUUGAUCCUUCCCUGACAGGACUUGGGAAUCUAUCGGUCAUUGUUCUUGAUCAGAAUAAUUUAUCAUCCCCAGUGCCAGAAACAUUUGCCCAUUUGAAAAAUCUCACCAUUUUAAGUCUUGUUUAUUGUGGCUUGACUGGAACAUUUCCACAGGAUAUCUUCAGCAUUGGAACAUUGUCAGUUAUUGACAUAUCACUCAACAACAAUCUCCAUGGUUUCUUUCCAGACUUCCCACCGGGUGGAUCUCUUCGGACCUUAAGAGUAAGCAACACAAGCUUCUCUGGAGAAUUUCCACACUCUAUCCGUAACAUGAGGAACUUAUCUGAAUUGGAUUUUUCUUAUUGUCGAUUUAACGGAACACUUCCCAGUUCACUAUCAAACCUCACAGAGCUCAGUUACCUGGACUUGUCAUAUAACAACAUCACUGGUCAAAUGCCAUCAUUUGAAAUGGCCAAAAAGCUUACCUACUUAGACCUUUCUAAUAAUGGUUUGAGUGGCGCAAUUCCACCAUCUUCUCACUUUGAAGGACUGAACAACCUUGUCAGCAUUGACUUGGGUUAUAACUCGAUCAAUGGGAUAAUUCCUGCAUCCCUUUUUACACUCCCACAACUGCAAAGGAUUCUGCUUUCCCACAAUCAGUUUGGUCAACUAGGUGAAUUCAAAAAUGUCUCUUCUUCUAAAUUAAACAUCCUUGAUUUAAGUAGCAACAAUCUAUCAGGACCUUUUCCAACAUCUAUCUUCCAGCUCAGUACACUCUCUAUCCUUCAACUUUCUUCAAACAAGUUCAAUGGGUCAAUGCAUCUAAAUAAGCUUUUGGGGCUCAAAAAUUUAACUACACUAGACCUUUCAUAUAACAACCUAUCAGCCGAUGUGAAUGUUACAAAUCUUGACCGAUCAUCCUUUCCCAGCAUUAGUACUCUAAAAUUGGCAUCCUGCAACUUGAAAACUUUCCCUGCCUUCUUGAGAAACCAUUCCAGAUUAGCAACUCUAGAUCUUUCAGAUAACCAUAUUCAAGGAAUAGUGCCCAACUGGAUUUGGAAACUACAGAAUCUUGUCAACCUCAAUAUUUCCCAUAAUUUGUUGACUCAUUUGGAAGGACCUUUGCAGAACCUUUCUUCCAACUUGUAUGUCCUUGACCUUCAUUUCAAUAAACUUCAGGGGCCGGUACCUGUUUUUCCUAAAUAUGCUACGUAUUUGGAUUACUCAGGAAACAAAUUUAAUUCUUUUAUCCCACAAGAUAUUGGUAAAUACUUGUCUUUCACUAUUUUUUUCUCUCUUUCAAAUAAUAAUUUGAGUGGCAGCAUCCCCGAUUCCCUCUGCAAUGCUUCAUAUCUUCAAGUGCUUGAUCUUUCCCAUAAUAACAUUUCUGGAACAAUUCCCUCAUGUUUAAUGACAAUGGGUCAGACACUUGGGGUAUUGAACCUGAGAAAGAACAACCUCACAGGCCCUAUCCCAGAUAUGUUUUCAGUUGCCUGUGCACUAAGGACUCUGAAUCUCCAUCACAACAAAUUGGAUGGAAAGAUUCCAAAAUCUCUUUCUAAUUGCACAACAUUAGAAGUGUUAGACCUCGGAAAUAACAAUAUUAUGGAUGCCUUUCCAUGCUUGCUGAAGAACAUAUCCACACUCCGGGUCUUGGUCUUGCGAAAAAAUAAAUUUUAUGGUCACAUUGGAUGUCCAAAGACCAAUGGCACUUGGCACAUGCUUCAAAUAGUGGAUCUAGCCAUUAACAAUUUCAGUGGCAAGCUACCUGCAAAGUGCUUCACAACGUGGGAGGCAAUGACGUCUGAUGAAAACCAAGCUGAAUCCAAGGUAAAUCACAUCCAAUAUCAGUUUCUUCGUUUCGGCGACCAAAUAUAUUAUCAGGAUUCAGUGACAGUUACAAUUAAAGGUCAACGGAUGAAUCUGGUUAAGAUUCUAACUGUCUUCACUUCGGUCGACUUCUCAUCCAACCAUUUCGAAGGGGAAAUACCAGAAGAGCUAUUUGACUUUAAAGCACUCUAUAUACUGAACUUGUCAAAAAAUUCUUUUUCUGGCCAAAUUCCAUCAUCAAUAGGAAAUUUGAAGGAUCUUGAGUCCUUAGACCUGUCAAAUAACUCACUGGAAGGAAACAUUCCCGCAGAACUUGCAACUUUAUCCUUCCUAUCAUUUCUGAACCUUUCCUUUAAUCAUCUGUCUGGGAAAAUCCCCACAGGUACCCAAAUUCAAUCAUUUUUAGAAACUUCCUUCAUUGGUAACAAAGGAUUGUGUGGCCCUCCUUUGACUAAAUGCACCGCCAAUAUCAGUCCUGCAACUACAGAAUCAACCAUGAAGUUUGAUUGGCAGUAUAUGUGCACCGGAAUCGGUUUUGGGGUUGGAGCCGGAGUCAUAGUUCCAACAAUGAUGAUUUGGGAGAGAGGAAGGAAAUGGAGCAAUCAUAGCAUUGACCAAUUGCUUGUGCUAGUUUUUCCACUGUUCGGGUUAGUUUACACCCCCAUUGAGGAUGAUGUUGAUGAUGAUGAUGAUGCAGAAGAGAAGGACGAUGAUUCUAGCAAAGAAGAAGAUAAUUGGGAUUACCUAAGUUUCAGAGGAAGGUAUUGUGUUUUUUGUUCCAAACUUGAUAUCACUAUGAAGAAGGUCAUUCAUGACCCCAGUUGCACAUGUUACCCCUCAUCAUCAGCUUCAGAUUCUUCUCAUUCAUCUAAAUCAUAUUCCCCUCAGUGUAAUACAACAUGAUCAUUGGUUUCUGUUUCUGAUUUUUUAUUGCUUGUCUUCAUUAUUUCCUUCGAAAGCAUACAUGUAUAUGUUGUACUUGUACAUAAUACACAAAUAAAAGUAUCCGAGAGUGGCAAGCAAACAAUGAGAAAGGCAGAAAGCAAUAAUGUCUUCUCUGGUUUUUCAGAAGGUGGUUUUUGUGGCAAUAGGUAUUAAGAAAAAAGAAAAAGAAACUUACAGAAUAAAGCCAAUGCUCAUUCAGGAUUUUCCCCGAA